Suillus paluster is the source of this 1341-nucleotide messenger RNA. RefSeq lists its product as uncharacterized. Lineage: Eukaryota; Fungi; Basidiomycota; Agaricomycetes; Boletales; Suillaceae. The coding region runs from base 1 to 1341 and encodes 446 amino acids. The transcript has 9 exons. The record is from RefSeq and is a predicted model, not a curated record.
AUGUCAGCAGCUAAACUACAGUCUAUGAGGACAGAACUGGAAAGGCUACAUAAAGCUGAACGUAUGGAAGCUAAUAAGACUGCUGAAGCCCAAAGGAAAAUAGAAUCCAGAAAACUAGCUGCUCACAGAUUGUCCCAAGAGACAGAGGAGGAAGAGUGUUCCCAACCCUCCUCUCCAAAGCGCAUCAGGAGGAACCUACCUACUGAUCCCAAUAAUGAUGACCUAGAUGAAGAUGAGGAGGCUCUAGCAAGAAGUCUGCCUCCUGUCAUCAACUCUAGAUCUUCAUCACAUAGACAAGUUGACUCUGAUGAAGAGGACCAGAGUCAGGAGAUGGAGACAGAGAUGGAGUGUCUUGACAAAAAUAAUAAAUGUGUUUCAAAUACUGAGAAUGAUCAGGAAAGCAGAGGGGAGAAUGGAGAGGAGGGUAAUAGUAAUGACAUAAUUGAGGUCAGUGAAGAGGGUCCACCUGUUGGCAAGCGCAAGAGAUCUCACAAUGGCACCAGAAAGGAGCAAGUCACUUUGUCUAUACUGGAGAAGAGUGUCAGAGAUCUUGCUAUAGCAGGACAUGAUUAUCUACGCAUGUAUAUUGCUACUCAAAACACUUUUCCUGACAGCACCACCAAAGCUUCUUUCUCCUGGAAGCGCUUGGAGGAAGUUAUAGCUUCUCGCAAGGAAUUAAAACAACUUAUGGAGCAAGAGUUGAAGGUGCAGAAGAUCAAAGCGAUGCUCAUAGACUAUGGCGUCUCAUCUAUGAGAGGAACAGUGGCCAACAAAGCUAGGGAGACUAUAGGUGAUGCAUUGGGACUUUCAGGGAUGAAGAGAAAUGACAUUGUGGAGGCAGUUGAGUGGAUGCUGAAGGAUCUUAAGAAAGUUCGUAAGGGAGGUGAAGGCGAUGAAGAUAUUUCUUUGCCUUUUAUUUCUGGUGACUUGGACAUCAAGAAUAAGACUUUCAACCAGAACAAACCUUUUGGCAACCAUUUUUUUCUGUGCAUGUAUCAUCUGUUCUUUAUAGGCAAUAACCCUGAUGGGGUUCGUUACAUCCAACACUUCAGAAACUCUCCUCUACCCCUCCUUGCCCUCAUCACAACAGUGAUGGAGUGCACUCUCUCUUGCUGGGAGACUGAAGUAUCAAUUCUAUUUACGCUUUCUCAAGAAUAUUCAGGAGAAGGCUUCAAGGUGGCAAUGAAAAUGAGGGAAGAGAUGUACCAGAAUGUUCUGGAAGAAUCUAAUACAACCUAUCUUCUUCAUAUAGAGGAUGAUGGUAAUGGUGCCGGUGGCAAUGGCAGGCAGGAGGGUAAGAUAGAUGUAGAUUAUGAUGCACUGGAAGCAUCUGCAGCUUGA